AUGAGUUUAGAAAAUAGUAAUAUAGUAAAUUUCCAAAAAGAGGGAGCAAUAAUUGAAAAUGAAGGAAUAAAUUCAUCACAUGAAGAAGAUAAUCAUUCACAUUAUGAUGGAUUAAAAAAAAAUACUAUCGGUGUAAUUGAAUGUAUUGCAUUAUCAGUUGGUGGUAUUGGAUUGAGUGCAGCAACAUUUUUUGUUUAUCCAAAUAUUGCAGCAUCAGCAGGUACAAGUGUACCAUUUACAAUUUUUUUUGGUGCAUUAUGUUGUUUAACAGUAGCAAAUACAAUUAGUAUAUUUGGUAAAUAUAUUAGUAGUAGUUCAUCAUUUUUUGUUUAUAUUACAAAAGGAUUAGGAAAUGAAAUGGGAUUUUUAAGUGUUUGGAUUUUAAUGAUUGGAUAUUUAGCAAUUAUGAUGUCCGCAAUGUUUAUGUUUGUUGGUUCGCUUUCAGAUGUAAUAACAAGGCAUUCUGAUUUUCAUUGUCCAUGGAUAUUAAGUUUAUUAAUAGUGGUAACGAUAAUUCCAACGUUGGCAUAUAUUGGUAUUGAUGUUGUUUUGAAAACUAGUAUAAUUGCAAUGAUUUUAGAGACAUUGGUAAUUUUAGGAUUAUCAUUUACAAUUGUAAUUAAAGGUGGUGAUCAAGGUAAUUAUCCGUUGGCAUUCACACCAGUUGGCGAAUAUUCCGGAGGAGUUUCGGGUAUUGCCACUGGUUUGGUUUAUUGUACAUUCAUUUUCGUUGGAUUUGAAGGUGCCGCUACAUUAGGUCAAGAAACUAGAAAUCCAAAAAAGAAUAUACCAAUUGCAGUAUUUGGCUCAAUUGCAUUUGCUGCAACUUGGUUUAUAUGGGCAAUGUAUGCGUUGGUUGUUGCUGCUGGGCCUUCAAAUAUAUUUUCAAUUGAUACAAAUGAGUUUCCUGUUGGAAUUUAUGCAAAGAGAUAUAUUGGAUUUUGGUAUUCUGUUAUUAUUGAUAUUGCUGGUGUAGUUUCAACUUUUGGUGUAAUUAGUAGUUGGUUUAAUAUAGUUUUUAGAAUAAUUUAUUCAAUUGGUAAAACUAAAGAGAAAGGAAUUAUUUCAUGGUUUGGUAGAACAAAUCAAAAAUUUAAAACUCCACAUAAUGCAAUCAUUAGUUUAACUGGUUUUAUAAUUUUAAUGUCGUCAAUUAUUGUUGGUUCAACUAAAAGUAUUUAUACAGAAUCGAGUUGGGAAGUUUACAAUUAUAUUAGUUUUACUGGUACAAUUCCAAUUAUUUUAAUAUUUAUAAUUUCAAAUAUUGCAGUGAUUAGAUAUGUUAAAGUUUAUCAAUCAAAAGAUUUCCAACUUUUCAGACAUAUGAUUUUACCAAUAUUUAGUGCAAUUCUGUUCACUGUAAUUUUGGGUGGUAAUUUUUAUCCAUCACCAAAAUAUCCAAUUCCUUAUUUUUUAAUUGGGUUAGGAAUUUUAUUAUUAAUGGGUGUGUGUGUAAUGUUUUUUUUAUACCGUUUCAAUAAGGAAUAUUUAAAAAAUAUGCUAUAUCAAAUGAGUUUAUAA
Messenger RNA from Dictyostelium discoideum AX4, 1521 nucleotides. RefSeq lists its product as hypothetical. Gene Ontology annotation, biological process: amino acid transmembrane transport; transmembrane transport. Lineage: Eukaryota; Evosea; Eumycetozoa; Dictyosteliales; Dictyosteliaceae. The transcript is spliced from 2 exons. Gene Ontology annotation, cellular component: membrane. Bases 1 to 1521 code for a protein of 506 amino acids. The record is from RefSeq and is a predicted model, not a curated record. Gene Ontology annotation, molecular function: transmembrane transporter activity.